AUGUUCCCAAUUCCGGCCUUGGUACGAAACCAGUCAUUUGUCACAUCCUCCAUAGCAGGUACGAAACGAUUUCAUUCUGAUCCCGCGACCUUUCACACAAGCCUAAACCAUAUUAAAACGGCCCGGGCCAACAACGUCGUCGACCUGGGCGGAUUUACUCUUCCCCAGAUAUCGCUACGGUACACAAAAGAUGCAUCGUUGCAAGCCGUAUCUGUGAUGUGUCUGACGCGGUAG
Molecule: messenger RNA, 234 nt
Organism: Paracoccidioides lutzii Pb01
Exons: 2
Coding region: 1-234 (77 amino acids)
Source: RefSeq, a predicted model, not a curated record